UCCCUUGGGUAAAUAGGGUGGUUUUCAGACAGUUACAUAAGUCUCACAUGAAGACUGAGUAUCCUUCUGGGUCCAAAACGCGUAAAAGCUCCAAAAGAGACAUUUGGGUGGAAAAAAGACGGGAUUGUAACCGUGCAAUGGCUAGUCAACGUGCGAAACAAAAGGAUGAAACGUUGCAUGUGGCAAAGCUGUCUUCCCAGCUGUUGUUUGGGAGUGGUUGAAAGAGUUAAGCCCCAUUCUGGAAUGUCUUGGGAAUGUUGGCAGAGGGAGAGCAAGCGGCUUUUUUCCUCCCUCUGGAUGGAGUCCCAGCGCCGAGCUUUCAAAGUGAUGACUUUGGAUCCGAGUUUGCUUUUUGGUUCUGCAGCGGAGAGCUGGGAAGUGAUGCAGUGCAUCCAAGAAGCCCUCCGCGAGGGAUGUGCAAUUGCCUCCCGAAGUCGGGAGGGGUAUUUUUACCUCUUCCCUGCUCACCCCUGGGUGCAGCAGAACUCGCCUUGAGAAGACACACACAGGGAUAAACCACAUCCUGAAGGGUGUGUGCGAAGGGAGAAAGGCACAUCCCCAGUUUAUUUUGGCUGCUGCUUUUUUUGUUGUCGGGUUUGGUUUGGUGGUUUUGUUUUUUUGGGGGUUUUGUUUUUUGUUUCUGUUUUUUUUUUUUCAUUUUUCUUUUGCUUCUCCUCCUUUGAUGGAAAUGGCAGUGACUUUUUAACCUUGCAGUCCAUAAAGGCGCCUGGGGACUAGCCGAUCGCCCCCGAGCAGGGAGACACAGGCAAAACGCACGGGGAGCUGGCAUGGCUGCUGUGCUCUUUGGCUUUGAGGAUCUGCUCUACAGCUGGGACAGCCUGGUGUGGAGCCUGACGUCCCGGGCUCUGAGGACUUGCCGCUUUGGAAAUCUGAGGGUCCUGCAGCUCAUGCUGAAGCCAUGGUGCAUUUCCAGAGCCGUUUAUCAGAUGACGGAGGGCCGCAGAUGCCAAGUGCACCUCCUCGAUGACAGAAAGCUGGAGCUCCUCGUCCAGCCAAAGCUUUUGGCCAAGGAGUUGCUUGACUUGGUGGCAUCUCAUUUCAACCUGAAGGAGAAAGAAUACUUUGGAAUUGCAUUCACAGAUGAAACGGGACACUUGAACUGGCUUCAGCUGGACCGCAGGGUGCUGGAACAUGACUUCCCCAAAAAGUCAGGACCUGUUGUUUUGUACUUUUGUGUCAGAUUCUACAUUGAAAGCAUCUCCUAUCUGAAGGACAAUGCCACCAUCGAGCUGUUUUUCUUGAACGCCAAGUCCUGCAUCUACAAGGAACUCAUCGAGGUUGACAGUGAAGUGGUGUUUGAACUAGCUGCCUACAUCUUGCAGGAAGCAAAGGGAGAUUUUUCAAGCAAUGAAGUUGUAAGGAAUGAAUUAAAGAAGCUGCCAGCCCUUCCAACACCAGCGCUGAAGGAGCAUCCUUCCCUUGCUUACUGUGAGGACCGAGUCAUUGAACAUUACAAGAAACUAAAUGGUCAGACAAGAGGUCAAGCAAUUGUAAAUUACAUGAGCAUUGUAGAAUCCCUCCCAACAUAUGGAGUGCAUUAUUACGCAGUAAAGGACAAGCAGGGAAUUCCUUGGUGGUUAGGACUUAGCUACAAAGGAAUUUUUCAAUAUGACUACCAUGACAAAGUGAAACCAAGAAAGAUCUUCCAAUGGAGGCAGCUGGAGAACCUCUAUUUCCGCGAGAAGAAGUUCUCGGUGGAGGUGCACGAUCCGCGCAGGGCAUCUGUGACCAGGAGGACUUUUGGGCAUAGUGGCAUCGCUGUGCAUACGUGGUACGCCUGUCCGGCACUGAUAAAAUCUAUCUGGGCUAUGGCCAUUAGUCAACAUCAGUUCUACCUGGACAGAAAGCAAAGCAAGUCCAAGAUUCAUGCUGCAAGAAGCCUGAGUGAGAUUGCGAUUGACCUGACCGAAACUGGAACGCUCAAGACCUCAAAGCUGGCCAACAUGGGGAGUAAAGGCAAAAUCAUCAGCGGCAGCAGCGGGAGCCUUCUGUCAUCAGGUUCCCAAGAGUCAGACAGCUCUCAGUCUGCCAAGAAAGACAUGCUGGCCGCCCUGAAAUCCAGGCAGGAGGCUUUGGAAGAGACGCUGCGCCAGCGCUUGGAAGAGCUAAAGAAACUGUGUCUCCGAGAAGCGGAGCUCACGGGAAAGCUGCCACGAGAAUACCCCCUGGAUCCCGGGGAGGAGCCACCUAUUGUAAGGAGAAGAAUAGGAACUGCCUUUAAGCUGGACGAACAGAAAAUCCUGCCGAAGGGAGAGGAGGCAGAGCUGGAGCGCCUGGAGAGGGAGUUUGCCAUUCAGUCCCAGAUCACGGAGGCUGCCCGGCGCCUGGCGAGCGACCCGAACGUCAGCAAAAAGCUGAAGAAACAGAGGAAGACGUCCUACCUGAACGCGCUGAAGAAACUGCAGGAGAUCGAGAACGCCAUUAACGAGUAUCGCAUCAAAUCCGGCAAGAAGCCGACCCAGAGAGCCUCCUUGAUCAUAGACGAAGGAAACAUUGCCAGUGAGGACAGCUCCCUCUCGGAUGCCCUUGUUCUCGAGGAUGAGGAUUCUCAGGUCACCAGCACAAUCUCCCCUCUCCAGUCCCCGCACAAAGGACUCCCGCCCCGGCCACCCUUGCACAACAGGCCGCCUCCUCCGCAGUCACUGGAAGGCCUCCGCCAGAUGCAUUACCACCGCAACGACUACGACAAGUCCCCCAUCAAGCCCAAGAUGUGGAGCGAGUCAUCCUUGGACGAACCCUACGAGAAGGUCAAGAAACGCUCCUCCCACGGUCAUUCCAGCAGUCACAAGCGGUUCCCCAGCACCGGGAGCUGUGCUGAGGCAGGAGGGAGCAGCUCCCUGCAGAACAGCCCCAUCCGGAGCCUUCCCCACUGGAACUCCCAGUCCAGCAUGCCCUCGACGCCGGACCUACGGGUACGCAGUCCGCACUACGUCCACUCCACGCGGUCAGUAGACAUCAGCCCGACCCGACUGCACAGCCUAGCUCAGCACUUUAGACACCGGAGCUCCAGUUUGGAGUCACAAGGCAAGCUCCUCGGCUCGGAAAACGAGACAGGGAGCCCCGAUUUCUACACCCCAAGGACUCGUAGCAGUAACGGCUCCGACCCCAUGGACGACUGCUCGUCCUGCACCAGCCACUCCAGCUCCGAGCACUACUACCCUGCUCAGAUGAACCCCAACUACUCCACCCUGGCAGAGGACUCCCCGUCGAAGGCCAGAGAGCGCCAGAGGCAAAGGCACAAAUCGGCGGGCAACCUGGUCUCUUCCAAUUCGGGGAGCAUGCCCAACCUGGCCGCGAGGAACGGCACGGGGCACCACCGGGUCUACCUGCACAGCCAGAGCCAACCCUCUUCCCAGUACAGGAUCAAGGAGUACCCCCUGUACAUCGAGGGCAGCUCCACCCCCGUGGUGGUGCGCAGCCUGGAGAACGACCAGGAGGGACACUACAGCGUGAAAGCACAAUUCAAAACCUCCAACUCCUACACGGCGGGGGGGAUGUUCAAGGAGAACUGGCACGGGGACGAAGCGGACUCCGUGCGGCUCACCCCAUCCCGCUCCCAAAUCAUAAGGACUCCGUCUCUGGGCAGGGAGGGCCACGAGAAGGGCUCGGGUAGGACUGCCGUGUCGGACGAGCUGCGGCUCUGGUACCAGCGCUCCACGGCCUCCCACAAGGAGCACAGCCGCCUCUCGCACACGAGCUCCACGUCCUCGGACAGCAGCUCCCAGUACAGCACGUCUUCGCAAAGCACCUUUGUGGCGCACAGCAGGGUCACGAGAAUGCCUCAGAUGUGUAAAGCAACGUCAGCCGCCUUACCUCACAGCCAGAGGAGUUCGACACCAUCGAGCGAGCUAGCAGCCACGCCACCGGGCAGUCCCCACCACAUCCUUGCAUGGCAGACUGGGAGCUACGACGACAGCUGUUUCCUGGAUUCUCCCCUCUAUCCAGAAUUAGCAGACGUCCAGUGGUAUGGACAGGAAAAAGCCAAGCCUGGGACUCUAGUGUGAACCCCUGACCUCAAGCGAAUCACAUCAAUGCCGUUCUGAGAUCACCUCACUGCCUCUCAUUUGCCUUACCCAGCUGCACUGUCACCCAGCACCAGCUUCAACUCUUAAGCACUUUUCUCACGAUGCAAUUCGACAUUUCGGUAACACUUGGCCCCGAGACAUCCACCGCGACCGCGGCGGACGGCAGCGCGUCCCCUUGCCAGACUGCUGCACGUCCCUCCCGGAAGCCCGCAGGGCAGCAGAUGCGUUGAGCAGGCAUCUCAGCAGUCAGGCGGCGAUUUAAAAGCUGUUUUUCCUUUGAAAUGAUGGGAGCCUGUCGAGGUUUCCAUCAAAUCCUACUGUUCUGUGGCAUGUACCAGUAGUAAGAUGUCCAUGACCUGCGAUCCGAAGCCAACAGAGCAUCGGUUUCAACGGGGUGGGGGGGUGGGUUCAACACGAAACGGGACAGAGGCUGAGAAAUACUCCUUGAAAAUUCUUUUAAUGAAAAAGUAAAGCUCCUUUUAAUGAAAAAGUAAUAGCCCGACACUUCAAAGCCGCAUCAGAGGCUCGCAGUCGGAUCUGCACUGCCCAGGAUCACCGAACCGACAUCAACAGGGUGAGUUUGUUCAGCAGGUUCUUGCUCUGGGAGCACCUCAUUCAACUCGAAGCCAGACACGACCACCUCCUGUAGAACAGCGUUUCCUUUGUUGCUUUGAGCCCAUCUCAACAGCAGUAACAGAACCCAAUGUGCUGAAGACACACUGGAGGUCUGGGCUGGUACCACAGCACCUACGAGCUACAAUUAAAGCGGACAAACGAGGUUUACAGAGGCAUUAAUUAAAGCAGAGGCAAGUACUGCUACUCGGCGCAGCUCUGUGGCUGGCACAGAUUGCUUACCAACACAUAGAGAGGUUGGGGUUGGGGUUGAUUUUCUUUUUUAUUUUUUUAAUACUCUGAUGAAGCUCAAAAUUGCCAAAAAACCUUUCUCCAAGCAGACAGAGCCAAUAAAUCCUAGUCGAUCUCCGCACAAAAGCGUUACUGGCAAAUCAAAGGGAAAGCACAUCGCGAGCUAAUCGCCGCGGCGGCGCCGUACCCGUUGCGAUUCUCUUUCCUUCGUUAGCACCAGUGUAGCAAAGGGCUCAGCACCAGGCGGGCGAGCUGGUCCGUCGGGAAGCAGGGGAGCAGCAGCGGGGCUCAGCAAGCAGCGGACGAGGCCGAUUUCCCCAUGGAAAGAAGCGGCCCCGAGGAAGGGAAGGCAGGAAAGGAGGUGUUGGGCACCGGCGGGAGCUGCCUCCUGCUACCAGAAGGAAAUCGGAUGCGAGAAUCAUGGAAGAAGCUGCAAGUUUACACAUACUUUUGAGCAAUGCUUUAUACACGUCAAGCCAUGGAACUUUAAAAAGGCCUCAAAGACACUUUUGUAAUGAACAAGUGCACAAUCUCUGUCUCGGUGGAUGUCGAAGCUGGCACGUCUAGCCUUCACUGCGGUGCUAUGCUGUUUUUAUUGCCACUAGAUGGGGGGAGGUCCCUGCCCCCGUUGGUGCGUGCAAACGAUGAUUUCCUAUGGGAAAGGCAUUAAAGAAAUGGCUGGAGGGGGGUUACUUUGCGAAAAGCAGAAACUGAAGUUAGCUUUAGUUUAAAAAUUAAAAAAAAAAAAAACAAAACACAGAGGUGCGAGUGUGUGUGCGCGUGUUCCAAGAGUAACAACAGCGUCUACCAGACACGAGGAGGGCGAGAAGUUUAAAACGAAACCCCGCGACUCGGGGGCUGCCACACCUUUUGGUAUUGAGCUUGCUGGAAAACUGCAUUCCCGGCUUUAAAAGCGAAUGGGUUCUUCCUAAUUAGAUUUGGCAAGGUGAUGGGGUUUCUAAAAAACUCACGCGAGCUGCUCGUGCUAAUUCCUUUCUCCGAUACAUGUAAGAAAUGUGGGCUUCGGUCCUCGGCCCUCGCCUGCCGGGCUGCUGUCUGGCACCGCUUGUAAGGCGCAGGAGGGGCCCUGCCGGGCUGGGCAGAAAAACCUGAGCAAUUUGUCCAGGGAAGCCUGUGCCAGAGCCAGGAACGAAGCUCUUUGAUGUCCACACAUGAAGCAUAAGUGACUUAUCCCUCCGAAAAAAAAAAUUAUUAUUAUAAUAAUUACUUUUUAACACUGGCAAGAGGUUUUUUAAAGGUAGCCAUGCAAGCCUCGUGUUCCCGGACCUGCACAAAGAUCCAGCAGACGGCGGUGAGAUCGCACCCCUUACCUGGAUGCUUGAACAAAACGCUGUUUUAUUUUAACAUUUCUCUGUGCUUUGGGGUCUUUAGCACGGGAAUUACUGCGAGCUCCUAAUUGGAUUUUGAGCUGGAUGGGAGAUCGUGCUGAUUGCUGGCAUGCGCUGAUAAGAUUCUGGAGCUAAAGCGAAAGGAUUAAAUGAGGACCAAAUUAAGCAGCAGCAGGUAAUUUAGCCCACAGAUUUUGAGGGGCUCUGAGCAACUGUCUGUUUUCUUUUUAAUAUCCCUGGUAAGUGGUUUCGGGUUUUGGUUUUUUGUGUUUUUUUUUUUUUUUCUGUGUACCUUCUUUUAAUUAAAAAGAAUUCAACAACAGCGGCACUACGAGGCCUCUGGGCACUACAGGAAGAAACACUCAUUCCUCCAAGCCCAGAUCCGCAGUUUUGCAGCAAAGGUUAAAAGGUGGCAGCCCUGAAAUUAGGGAAAAAAAGAAAAAAAAAAAUGGUUAGCCUGAAUUGCAAACAGGCUGGAGUAGAGAAAAAGCUUUCUAGAAACGGACUGAGUUUAGCUUUGUGUUCUGCUUUUCUGUUUUGCAAUCAAGGCACACGUGAGCAGCCAGUCUGGUAGUAAAGACAGAUUAAGUAAAACAGGUUUUACUGUUUAGCUCAAUUCAAUUAAACACAAAUGUACAUAAAAUGUUAAUCAUAUGGGAUUAACAUAUUUAAGUAUAACACGGAGGGGUAUAUACAUAGCUGUUAUAUACAAGCACUUGACUACCAACUUAACCCCUCCUUUACCUUUUUUUUUUUUUAUUUUUUCCAGGCUCCAUCCGACAUAAAGCCACAAUUUCUUAGUCUACACGUCCGAAGCUCCCCCUGUUUAGCCAGCAGCCCGGAGCACGUCUGUGCGCCGGGCUCUGCUGCGAGGCAGGGUUUAUUUUUAAAUGCUAUUAUAUGCAGUCGCGUGUUGGAAAUGUUGAAGCAGUCCGAUUUGUUUUCACUCUGUCUUAGUUUUAGUUUCAGGCAUAGCCGACCCCCAUUCAGGUGCUAUCAGAUGACCAGUUACUGCUUAGUUAACUAGGUGUAAAGUUUUACAUAUAUAUUAAUGUCAAUAGUUUUAUUACGAGUUGUGUAAAAUGGACUCUCUAGUUUAAAAAAAAGGAAAAAGAAAAAAAAAGAAAAAAAUUAGGUCUCUCCUGACACUGACUUUAGAGCAUGUAAAAUGAUUUUACUGGAUUCCGUUCAAUUGUAAUCAAGGACAAAAUAUGUAUGUUGUAGAAAAAGUUGCAGAAUUAAAGAAGAUCUGCUUUUAAUUUAUUCUUUUUGUAUUAAGAAUUUGUAUAGUUACCUUUACAUUUUGCAAAACGGUGUUGUCAACACUUCCUUAUUAAAGCAUUUUCAAAAUGA
This is a messenger RNA of Cygnus atratus (black swan), 7612 nucleotides long. RefSeq names its product FERM domain containing 4A (gene FRMD4A). The record is from RefSeq and is a predicted model, not a curated record. The transcript has 23 exons. Lineage: Eukaryota; Metazoa; Chordata; Aves; Anseriformes; Anatidae. The coding region runs from base 789 to 4025 and encodes 1078 amino acids. Gene Ontology annotation, biological process: establishment of epithelial cell polarity. Gene Ontology annotation, cellular component: bicellular tight junction; cytoskeleton; adherens junction.